GAGAGACGAAAGAAAGAAAAACACACAAAGAAGCAUUUUGAUCACAAGGAGGUAUUUUGAUUACACAGUACUUGCGGAAAAUUGAUUACCAAAUGGGCCUGUCCUUCGUUUAUUCACUUCCAUCCCUAAACCACUCCAUCGUUUUUUUAUUAUUAUUAUUUUUUUUAACGCAGUAGGGAAUAAUAAAAGUCCGCGAUAUCGAUGGCCUGAAAGCUUAUCUUAUCUUGGUAUAAUCGAUAAUCCUGUGGCUGUAGACGGACGUUUCGGCAGAGACGCGGCACUCCUGGAUUGUAAGCGUCCGAGGCAGUUGUUCAGGAAAGAGUCGUUCCAGGGUUCCGAAUUGCUUGUUACAGCCGGGGCAGAUCCGUUCCUGAGAGAGAGACGCCGAAAUGAUAUCAGUGAUGAAAGCGGGGUCCGACUGGCGCCAGAUAGGCCUAUUUAACCUGCUGCUUGUUGCUUCUCUCACUCGAGGAGAAAUCUACGAGAGGCAGCAGAUGGAAAGGAUCGAGGAAUACAGAUCCAAGGACGUGGAGAGGUGCGUCAAACCUCUCAACUCCGAGGCUAUGCUGAAGGUCUUCCUCGUGGUAAAGUCUACAGCAAUUAAUGUUGAGUACGUGGUCGGUUUUUCGCUGAUUGACCAGGACUUCUUGGCUCCCUUGGGCAGCUGGCACAAACUGAGCAUCAAUCACAUCAUUGCUGACUUUAGGCAUAAUCUUAAAGUCAAGCUGGACAACAAAAAAGUUGACUUCAGCUAUUAUAAGAAAAACCAGUGGUUCAGCACAUCUUACUCUUAUGAAAAGAUUCACCUUUUCGCUAAGGGUAAAGUGGAAGUUGUGGACUGCAACGUUCUGGCCACCACAGCAGACGCUGAAUCAUCGUGGGUGUGGUCGAUGGGCGGCGUGGGGGGCGUGCCGGUCGUGCCCCUGACGAUUGUGGCGGUGGUCGUCCUGGCCGUGUCCAUCACCCUGUGCGUGAUCUGUUGGCGGAAAAAGAGCCAGGCCAAACACGAGACGACGAAGGCUGCGCAGCUCGAAAACUUCCGACACACAGAUUACCAGGUGGUAGACACGAGGGAUGAAAUGGAAGGGAACAAGGAGGGACCGAGCAAGGACGAGGGCGUGGUCAGGGAUGCCCGGAUUAACCAGAGGAUGGACGACUCUUACGAACCGGUAAUGAACCAGGGGCGUCCUCUAACCACUUUCAGCAAUAGCGGCAUAGAGAACCAUCAACAUUGAGGACAGGGUAUGCUAAGUGAGACAGUUCUCUAGGGAAGCAUCUAUGGAGGUUUGGAACAUCGUGCAUUUCUAAUUUAUUUCUGACUAUCACAUCUUUGCAGUACAGUUGUCUCUGUGCUAAGUUCCUGUAUAUUUUUUACCUCGUCAUCUUUUAUUUCUCACUCGUAAGAGCUUAUUUCAAUGACUCUCGGAAUAUCCUUUUCUCUCUUCUUCUCUUACGCAGAUUUAGUUCAGUAUUCACGCCGAAAGGCCGUACUAUAGAAUAUCAUUACUUCUACCUCGCAUUUUACAUUAUGCACUGCCUUGUGGUUUGAUAUAAUGUUUACAAGGAAGAUCUGUGUGAUCUCAAGUAAUUAAGUGGUGUUUCGUGUAUUUUAUGGCGCUAGUUUAUGUGUAAGAAAGGUGUUACAAUGUAUGCAUAGCCCGUUUGUUAUGCUUAAUAAUAUUUCGGUGCAUGUUCUAACGUAACGUGAAAACUUUGGUGUAAGGAAAUGGUAAAAUUGCUAUUCCACGGUAUUAUCGCAGACAACCAUUUUAAAUUCAUAAAGACUUAUAUUUACAUUUACAUCGUCAAGCUUGCACUAAAAAAAAGGAAAAAAGGGGAAAAGAAAACUUCUAUAUUCUAUUUAAUACGCUAGCUUACAUAAACAUAGCUCGCCUUUUAAGCUAAUGAAUGUUCCCACGGGUCUGUCAGCUUGGUAUGCCGUUGCGAAGAUGAUAGUGUCAAAAGGGAAUUUUUAGAGAAAUUAGAGAUAGUUUGUGUAAUGUAACAUAUAGAGAAAGUGUUUAUUGUUUCAUGGUAUUUGAACUUUUGUAUCAAUGCGUAGAUAUGUCUGCGUAAUGUCAUAGACACGUCUAUUAUAUAUGAAUAUGCAUAUGUAUAUAUACGCACGCACACACGCACACACGCACACGCACGCACACACGCACGCACGCACGCACGCACGCACGCACGACACCACGC
This is a messenger RNA of Penaeus monodon (black tiger shrimp), 2199 nucleotides long. RefSeq lists its product as uncharacterized. The transcript is spliced from 6 exons. Lineage: Eukaryota; Metazoa; Arthropoda; Malacostraca; Decapoda; Penaeidae. The coding region runs from base 390 to 1235 and encodes 281 amino acids. The record is from RefSeq and is a predicted model, not a curated record.